Molecule: messenger RNA, 1032 nt
Organism: Durusdinium trenchii
Lineage: Eukaryota; Dinophyceae; Suessiales; Symbiodiniaceae
Source: the annotation of a GenBank genome assembly
AUGGUCAACGAAGAUGUGAGGAAAACAUUUCGGCUACGAUCUGCGGUAACAAAUUUCAUCCGACGCUACCUCCAGGAAAGGGGCUUCCUGGAAGUGGAAACUCCCAUGAUGAAUACAAUUGCAGGCGGGGCUUCUGCCAAGCCUUUCAUCACCAAACACAAUGAAUUAGAUAUGGACCUGUAUAUGCGAAUUGCACCGGAGCUUUACUUGAAGAUGCUAGUCAUCGGUGGUCUUGACCGCGUGUUUGAGAUCGGCCGCAACUUUCGCAAUGAGGGCAUCGAUCUGACUCACAACCCAGAGUUUACAACGUGCGAAUUUUACAUGGCAUACGCAGACUAUGAGCAGAUGAUGAACAUCACGGAGGAACUGAUAAGCAGUAUGGUCUUGGACCUCACUGGCGGCUAUGUGAUCCAGUAUCAUCCUCAUGGACCCGACAAGGAUGCAGUCGAAAUCGACUUCACGCCUCCUUGGCCACGAGUCUCCAUGGUCGAAGAGAUAGAGAAGCAGACUGGCAAAGCUCUGCCACGGAGUUUUGAAGCGGACUCUGCUCGUGAGGUGCUGGACGAUCUGGUGAAAUCUCUGAAGCUUGAGUGCCCUCCUCCAAGGACUGCUCCUCGCCUUCUGGACAAGCUUUGCGGGCAUUUCAUUGAAGACCGCAUUGUGAACCCUACCUUCAUCACUGAGCAUCCUCAGGUGAUGAGCCCACUGGCCAAAUGGCACCGCAGCAAGGAAGGCCUCACAGAGCGCUUCGAGAUGUUCGUGAUGGGCAAGGAACUUUGCAAUGCAUACACAGAGCUUAAUGACCCGGAGAAGCAGCUGGCAUGUUUCCAGGAGCAAGCGUUGGCCAAGAGCCAAGGCGAUGAGGAAGCGCAGACUGUGGAUGAAGGCUUUGUCACCGCUUUGGAGCAUGGGCUGCCACCAACUGGUGGCUGUGGCUGCGGCAUCGACCGCUUAGUGAUGCUCUUGGCGGACAAGAACAACAUCAAAGAAGUAAUCCUUUUUCCAGCCAUGAAACCUCAACCGAUCGAUUGA